AUGAUUUUGGACACCGGCGUGGCACCAGGCCACCUCCGGCACGCGGCGGGGGGCGGGGCCGCCGCCCCGGGGGGGUUUCCCCGGGAUUCCCCCGCUGCCCAUGACGUCAGAGCCCCCGCCGGCGGGGGCGGGGAUCCCCCCGCGGACUCUCCGGAGCUGUGCCACGGCUACUAUGACGUCAUGGGUCAUUACGACGCGGCCUUUAAUUGCUCGACGGGCGCGUUCCGCUUCUGCUGCGGCACGUGCAGCCUGCGCUUCUGCUGCGAGCACCGCGGGCGCCGCCUGGAGCAGCGGCGCUGCACGAACGCGCGCAGCCCGCCCUGGGCGCGCACCGCACCCCCGCGGGGUGGCGGCGCUGGCGGGGGCGGCGCGGGCGGCGUCCCGUACCCCGGGCGGCCUGGGGCAGGGGGAACCGAACGGGGGGACACCGAGAGCCGGGCGGGGACCGAUCCAGGUGAGGGGACACCGGGGGACACGGGGCCAUGGGGAGGGGUCCCGUACGUGGUGUGCGGCGUGCUGAGCGUGGCGCUCGCCGUGGCCGUGGGAGCAAGGGCGGCCUGGGGCAGGGGGAACCGAGGGGCCGGACGCGGGCACAGGGACAUAAAUGUCCCCAGGGCUCUCGUGGACGCGCUGCGGCACCAGGCGGGGGGGGGAGGGGCGCGCCCCGAGCGCCGCAGCAGCUGCGGGGGGGUCCUGGCGCCCCCUCCCCCCGACUCGGGACCCCCCCGGCCCCCCAAAAACCUCUACGGGCCCGCAGAGAGCGGCUACGCCCACCUGGGCUUCGGGACCCCCGAGCACCGCGGGGCCACCCUGGACUGGCGGGUGCCCCCCCCCGCCCCCCUGAGCUGCUCCCGCUCCUUCCACAACCUCUCGCACCCGCCCCCCCCAGACCCGCCGGUGCCCGGCCUGCGGCGCCUGGCCCGCGGCCCUGGGUGA
Molecule: messenger RNA, 936 nt
Organism: Camarhynchus parvulus
Lineage: Eukaryota; Metazoa; Chordata; Aves; Passeriformes; Thraupidae
Gene: SHISA7
Product: shisa family member 7
Biological process (GO): regulation of AMPA receptor activity; regulation of short-term neuronal synaptic plasticity
Cellular component (GO): dendritic spine membrane; postsynaptic density; postsynaptic membrane
Source: RefSeq, a predicted model, not a curated record